Rhodamnia argentea is the source of this 690-nucleotide messenger RNA. RefSeq lists its product as uncharacterized. Lineage: Eukaryota; Viridiplantae; Streptophyta; Magnoliopsida; Myrtales; Myrtaceae. The record is from RefSeq and is a predicted model, not a curated record. The coding region runs from base 1 to 690 and encodes 229 amino acids. The transcript is spliced from 3 exons.
AUGAGGAGUCUCUUUAGCUGCUAUGCAACCAAUGCUUCUGAGGCAGAAGAUGUGCAAAAAGUCGAGGAACUUCAUGCUCAGUUUUUUGAAGAAGAUGUUGAUGACUGUCUCAAGUGUUUGGAACAUAUUCUUUCUCAGCACGAUGAUGAAACUCAGGUGCGGACUGCUUUCACUUAUGUAGGUUCUGAUAUUGCAGAGGAAAUGUCUACUCAUUGCAGGAUGCUUUCUUCCAUUCUUGCCCUGGAUUUCUCGUGCUUGCUGUCUUCAAAGUACUUGGAAGAGAUUAGUCAUUCAGUGGAGAAGCUCGAAAUCCCCAAAGCAGGCGAGAUUUUUCUAUGCACUAACGGAAUUGCUGAGCAGGCUAACAAAUUUUUCGGAGAUCUUCGGGCCAUGAAGGAAAAGGUUUCUUCUAUCAAGAGGGAGUUCAGUGAGCUGAAGAAGGGAGCAGGAGAAUUGCAGUCUCAGAUAGAUUCCAAGUCAUCUCUCGUGAGAGAAAUAGAUGAACAAAUUGCGCAGCUUCAGUGUAGGAAAGCCAAACUUGUUCGUGACCUUCAGUCGAAGAGUAAGGCAAAAGAUCAGGUGGUUGCUGAGCAGAAAAUCACGGCGAACUCUAUAUCAGCCGUCGUACGAGAGAUCGAGACUGCCAGUGCUGAAAUCCCAGCAUGGGAAAUGAAGAAGAAAACUGCCUAA